AAAAAAACAAUGAAACAUCUUUGAAAGUACAAAGUUAUAACGGACGAUCGGCAUUGGUGGUGUCGCAACCAAAAUGGCGCGUUUAAGGUUCCCAGGUCGACCUGUUCAACGGCGUGGACGUUCUUGGAUGAAAUAUCACCAAGAAGAAACGUCACUAAGUAACGAACAACCAUUAAAAACAGCUAAUAUAGAACGAAAAUGGAAAUUAUUUUACGAGAUAUUUGGCCAUUCGGACGAGGAUGAAGAAUUUGAAGGCUUUCCUGUCCAAGAUGAGAAAACAAGGAAUGCUGUUUUAAAUAGAAGGAAAGAAUUAAAUUCAAUAGAUAUUUAUACAGAUUCUUCUGUUUUUCAUAUUCCAGUUCGUAAAAAUAAGUUACUUGAAUACAACAGUCUUUCAUCAACUGAUAUAUACCAAUCCACUGAUACAUCCAAAGAACAAACUUUUUCUUCUUCAUUGUCACAAUUUCAAAAAGAUGACACAUCUAAAAGAUAUAGAACUCAAAAUUCAAUAAGUGAUAACUUUUCACAUCAGUAUAAAAGUAGAGGAACCUUAUCCAAAACUAUAGCUCGCCUAAAAGCAUCAGCAGAUGUUGCAGGUAGAUUAGUUUCUUGUCAGCGAGGAGAACUCUGUACAAUCCCUGAUUGUGAAAUACAUAAUGUUUCAGAAAAUGGAGAUCAUACAAAUUCUACUUGUGUUGAAACUAUAAAUACUUCAGUUACUAAAUAUUUGUUAAAUUCUAAAGAGAAAAAUUCUGAAAUUCCUUUAAAGAAAAGGACUGAAUUAUAUAGAGAAAAUAAAGAAGUUAAUCUUUCUCCCACUGUCAUUAAAGAACAGGCAGAAUCUGAAAAAUAUUUGUUGGCAUCAUCAAAUUCUCCAGUAUCCUCAACAGCACAUCAAAAUUUUACAAAUAUUGUGAAUCAAAAUGACAGUAUAGUUGGAAAAACUUUGACAUUAAAUUCAGUUAGUGAAACUAAAGUUGAUAACAAUAAUUCAGAUAAUAAAUGUGAAACUUCUGACAUGCAAAAGAUUGAUAAAAAAAUUUCUUCAGAAAUGGCAAAUGCUGUCAAUAUAUCAGAAUUAAAUGAAUGCAAGAAUGACCACAUAUCUGUUAAUUCAGAUGAAAAGACACUUUCAAAAAGACAGGUGUAUAAUCAAAGUUCUGAUGAACAUUUGCCAAAAAAGAGAAAACUAAAACUAAAUAAUACAAUUAUUACAAAUGAAACUCCAAAUAAUAUAAAUGAAAAUACACAGUCUGAAAAAUCUCACAAAAAUAUUAAUCCUAAUGAAAAUUUAUUGGGUGAGUCAGUUUCAUCUAGUCAAUCAAAAGUAAUAGACGAAAUACCAGUUUCAAAAUCUAACACUGAAGAACAAGUGGAAAUUUCAUCAGUAAACUGCACAACUCCGUACUGUUUGUCAGAUUCAGGAAGAAACUCUAAACUUAGUUCUUCUUGUUCAAUUGAAGAACUAAUUAAACGUAAAAUGGUAAGUAGAUAUGCUGAUAUAAUGGCCACUAAAUCAAAGGAUAAAUUUUAUUCAGAAAAUGUGAAGGCAUUGUCUGCAACAAAAUCAGAAAAUAUUAUUCAGUUUCAUAAAACUGGAAAAUUAGAAAAAGUGGCUUCAAAAAUAGAAAAAAUUUUAAAGUCUCAAUGGGAAGGAAGAAUAAACACUGAUUCUUCAAUUCCUACAUUAUUUACUUCAUCGUCAUAUAAGAAGAAUAACCAACAGUGUUUGUUUUCUCAAAAUAGAACUCGAAAUAUUUUGUGCAAACCUCGCUUACAGUUAAAUCAUCAGAAGCUUUUAGAUCUCCACAAACCUGAAAGUGUUAAAAAACUUAAUGAACAAUUUAAAAAAUGUGAUGGCAAUACACAAUCUCUAGUUAAAUUUCCUUUCUCUACAACUAAAACAAAAGUUGCUACUCCUCCGCCACCAGCACCACCACCACCACCACCACCACCUCCAGCUCCAACACCACCACCACCACCUCCACCUCCAAAGGCAACUAAACCAGCUGAAGAAGAUACAUCUGGAAGAAAAGAUCGACCUGGAGCAGCAGUUGACUCAACACCUGUAACCCAAACAGGAUGUGUCCGAUUUGGUCAGCCAGGAACUAUAACGUGUGCUGUGUGUCGUCAAGUCAAGUAUUAUUCACAUGUUCAAAGAAGGUUUAGACAAUUUAGUUGUGAGCCAUGUGGAAAGUUUUUUGCACGUUUUGUGAGGAAUCCAAGGCAUUAUUUUUGCCCUAAUGGAGGAACAUGUGUUAUUGCAUCAACUGGUUCAGAUUCUUCUGAAAAUAAAUGGGUUACUCCAAGUUCACGUUGUAAAGCAUGUUGGUUAAAAAUAUGCCUAGAGAAAUUUGUUGUACCUUCUCAUUUACAAGAACAACUUGUAGAUUUUUUUCCAACAUUAGAUGCAUCAAAUGCAUCAGAUUCAACUGUAAAUAAUCACAUUACAAAUCAGGAAGGAACUAAAGAAACUACAAAUAAAAGUAAAGGUAAUUGUAAUUCAGUUCAAGAAACAAAUUGUUUGAUGCAAUCUGAAAAACCAGCACCUGUGGAAAUAAAACAAAAUUCAAGAGCAGUUUGUCAGAAGAAAAUUAAAAGAACAAAAUUAGUAACUAAAACAGAAAAUCAAAAAGGGAAAAAAUGCAGGAAGACAAAAGACAAAAAUUUGAAAGAUAAUACAAGAUGCAUAAGACGAGGUCCAAGAAUCAAACAUGUUUGUCGAAGAGCUGCUGUAGUAUUAGGUAUUCCAAAAGCAACAUUUCCUACAUCAAAAGAAAAGAAUGUUAAUCAAAAUCAGAAUACCUCAUUAGAGCAGAAACAAACCAAUGUAGAAAGUGAAUCAGAGAAACAAAAUAGCCUUCCUUCAGAAUUUUCACCUUCAAAUGAUUUAAGUUGUAAUGACGGUAAAGUAAAAGGUAUUUUAAAAUCUGCACAAGAUUUAAAAGACAAAGAUUCCAAUAUAGAAACUGUGAAUAACAAUUUGCAAUUAGAUGAGAGAAAAGAAAAGUGCCAUUUUUCUGAAGAAAACUCAGAAGGCCAGAAACUUAGUACAGAAUGAUUUAUUUUCUUUUGAAGAAUAUGGCAUAUGUCUUAUUGCCAAUUUGUAUGCUGUCACUACAUUAGGUGUGAUGAUAAUGAAAGUUCCCCACACUAUAUUCAUUUGAAAGGUAGCAGUUAACUUCAAGAUUUCAGCUAACUGAAGGUUAUAGAAUUGCUCUUUAAGAAAAUGUUUGGAUUGAGGAUGGAAAAACAGGAGCAGCAGUACUCUCUCCCAUCCAUGACACCCAUGGCAUCUCCCUCUGACAGCUUUGCUACUAUAAAUAAUCUUUGUUUACUUAAUAAGGUAAUUUUCUUGAAAUUUUAUUUUAUUUUUUUAUAUUGUUAUCAUUUUUAUGUUCAAAAUACUUCUUAAUGUAAUUAUAAAAGUACAGCAGAAUAUAGUUUAUCUGAAAGUCGGUUAUCCGAAACGUCAGU
This is a messenger RNA of Centruroides sculpturatus (bark scorpion), 3477 nucleotides long. RefSeq lists its product as uncharacterized. Gene Ontology annotation, biological process: regulation of DNA-templated transcription. Bases 74 to 3061 code for a protein of 995 amino acids. The transcript is spliced from 9 exons. Lineage: Eukaryota; Metazoa; Arthropoda; Arachnida; Scorpiones; Buthidae. The record is from RefSeq and is a predicted model, not a curated record. Gene Ontology annotation, molecular function: sequence-specific DNA binding; DNA-binding transcription factor activity; zinc ion binding.